This is a messenger RNA of Gasterosteus aculeatus aculeatus (three-spined stickleback), 1549 nucleotides long. The record is from RefSeq and is a predicted model, not a curated record. Lineage: Eukaryota; Metazoa; Chordata; Actinopteri; Perciformes; Gasterosteidae.
GUGAACGUUGAGACGUUUGUUUUCCGCCGUUAAAUCAGGAUGUUUGUUCUCAUUCUGCUCUUCUCUGUGAGACACAUCACUGCUGCCACAGGUUCAUCAGUGAGGGGGAAGGAAACCUGUAAAGAUGGAGACUGUGUCACUUUCAGUGAAGGGGAAAUACCAGCAGAGGCUGGACUCAGUGUGGUCAUACCGUGUUCUUUCAAAACCAAUUCUACUUUUACACCCAAACAUCUGGUGUUUUACAAAUGUGAAGCAUCAAAACGAUUUUGUGCUGAUUCAGACGUGAUAUUCGACUCUAAUGAGAACAGCAACAAGGUUCAGGCCGGGUUUGUUGGACGUGUUUCACUGCUGGAGCCUGAUGUGCGUCUCAGGAACUGCGGCAUCAUCAUCAAUGACCUCACUGAGUCAGAUUCUGGAUCUUAUCAGCUCAGAGUUAAUGGUUUAAAAAAUGGGAGAGAAAAUGGAUUGACAUUCCCUCAAAAAGUAAACAUCUCUGUCAAAGGUCUGACCCAGAAGCCCACAGUGGGGAUUCCUCCUCUGACAGAGGGGCAGCAGACCACACUGAGCUGCACUGCUCCUGGUCUCUGCUCUGGAUCGGAUCCUGAGAUCACCUGGACGUGGAGAGGAGCAGGAGAGAAGGACUCUCACAUCACAGCAACCAUCACUGCUGUGGAGACGUCUGUCACACGAAGACGCAGCUUAACUUUGACCUUUAACCCUUCAGCUGAACACCACGGCACCAAUGUGACCUGUAAGGUCAGAUUCACCAACGACGUCACUACAGAGGAGACGGAGACUCUGAUUGUGACCUAUAUGAAGAAACCUGUGAUCAGCGGAAACACAGCGGUUAAAGAAGGAGAUGUUCUCCGUCUGACCUGCAGUGGAGAUAGUUUCCCUCCAUCUCGUGUCACCUGGACUAAACUUUAUUUCAACGAAAACCUGCAAAUCAAAAAUGUCCUGCACGACGUGAGUGGAGCAGCAACUCUUCUCAUCUCUAAUGUGACAGCAGAGUGUUCUGGUCAGUACGUCUGUACAGCGGAGCAAAGGAUCACUAAUGUGACUACAGCUGCUGAAGUAACCGUGACGUUUUUUCUAAAGUUCAGUAACCAAACCUCUGAUCAACAUGGACCGUGUGCAGAGCUUCCAUGGAUGGUGAUUGCUGUUGUUUCUCUCGUUGUGAAUAUCAUCUGCAUGAUCCUCUUGAUGUUUCUCUGGAACACAAGGAAAAAAGUGACGCCAAAACAAGAGGACAGAACUUACAUGUCACUGCAGAAAACCCACCAAUCCCCAGAGUAUGAUGUCAUCGCUCGACCUCUGAACUAAGAAGCGUCAGCUUCCACUGAGGGAUCAACAAGAUGGUUCUUCUGUUCCUUCUUCAACAUGCAUGAAGGUUCAUGAAUAUGGUUCCUAGACUUCUUUUAAUUUAACUGUAAUCUAUAUCCCGCUUUGGACAGUGUUACAAUUUUAUUAGUUCACAUUUGAUGAACCAAUGAACAUUUAAUUGCACCGAUGUUCAUGACAUAAUAAAGAUUUAUUUUGCCUAAUAUGA